AUGGCGAGUCAAGCCAUCGUCGCGAUGCGCAUAUGCGCGCCUCCCGCCCUUGCGCCCUACAUGGGCGCGCGGUGGCGGAAAGCUCCCAAUACCCCGCAGUUCAGCACCGCCUUCGUCGUUCCCAUGCGGACGAAGCGCGUAACGCUGAGCUUCAGGCGCAACUGCCGUCGCCCGAUCUCCGCCAUCUUCCGCGCUCAGCGAGCGGGCGAGACGCGGCCAGGAGCGCGGUCGUGGAUGGAGCGCAUGGCGAAGGCGGCGGAGGAGAUGGCGCGCGGCGCGGAGCGCGCGUCGAAGGAAAUGGCGAAGGUGGCCGCGGCGACGCUGGAGAACCACAGCAAGGCCAUCGAAGCGGCGUCGCCGCUGCUGUCGCAGAUCGUGGGGGGAAACGAGAAGGCGACCAACUUCAUCGCGAAUCUCAUCGUUCCGCACGCCCCUGGAGCCUCCGCCAGCGGAUCUUCCGCCACCUCCCCGCGCUCAGCAGCUCCGCAGCAGUUGGCGGAAGACCAUCUGCGCGAGGUGUCCGAUGACGUGGUAGCCCACGUCAGCAUCAAGCCUGCCAACGUGGCGCCGAUGACGUCAUCGUUCACAUCCCCGUCAUUGGGCGACGAUGAUUCCGCUGCUGCUGCUGCGGCUAACGCGGAUCCUACCUCGGUCCCACUGGAAAUGCGCAAGGCGGGCGCGCACGUGCUGGAGGGGCGGGAGGAGCGCGGCGCAAUGCGCGCGGAGCUGCAGGCGCUGGAGGCGCGCAUGGACGCGGCUUCCGCGGCGGUGGAGGCGGCAAAGAGCCGCCGGGGGGAACUGCUCCAGGCGCACCCGGAGCUGCGGCAACGUGUGACCGACGUGGUUGAGGGGAAGGUCAUUCCACGCGCCUGUAGUCACCCCCCUCCCCCACCUUUCCCCCGUUCCCCCCAUUUUCCUCCGUUCUCCCCCAUUCCCCCCCGUUCUCCCCAGCUGCGGCAACGUGUGACCGACGUGGUUGAGGGGAAAGUCACUCCACGUGCCGUCACCGUCACCCCCACGGCUGUAGCGCCGUCCUCUCCGUCUAACGCGCCGUCUAAUGCGCCGGGCAACUCGGACGCGGAGGGAGAGGCGCAGGAGGAGUGGGAGGAGGCGGAGGAGGAGCAGGCGCAGGCGCAGGGGGGCGCGCACGGGGCCGCGCAGCAGGGGGUGGUGGCGGGGUCGGUGCAGGCGCUGCGGGCGGGGCGGCAUAGGCAGCGGGAGCGGCUGCAGCGACCGGGCGUUGAGAGGAGGCGACAGCACGCCGCUCAGGUGCGUCUGUCGGUGCUGCGCUCGCUGGCAGAGCGUCACGGUGUGCUGGCGCAGAGCACAGCCGCGCAGGCGACAACUGGACAGGCAGUAACUGCACAGGAGAGCGAGCCAGUGCAGGUCGCAAGGGAGGAGCCGCAGCAGCAGCAGCCUCAUCAGCCUGUGGUUGACACGGCAGCACUGUCCCCUGUGGAGCUGGAACUGGUCAAGGCGGAGGAGUCAUGGGACAAGUAUUUGGAGGCGGUUGCGUGGACCAAGGCUCGCCUGAACUCGCUGCGCUCGUCCGCGCCCUCCCCCUCCGCGGCGGCGCUGCUCAGCAUGGAGGCGCAGCUCGUGUCUUCCCUCGCGUUCGCGCAGCAGCGCGCGGACGAGGAGGCUGCGCGCGUGGCGCAGCUGUGCGCGCGCGUGGGCGCGGACGCGGGGGAGAGGCGGCGGAGCAGGGAGGAGGGGCUGCGGAGGGCCGCGGAGGCUGGGGCGAAGAUGGGGAAAGGCGCGGAGGGGGGGCCGGGAAACGGGGAGAGGGGGGAGCGGGAGGGAGAUGAGGGGAAGAGGGUGGUGAGUGGCGGCAGCAGUGGGGGGUCGUUGGCAGGGAUUGGCGACAUGAUGAGUAAGCUCGCCAACAUCCAGCCGAUGCUCGAGUCAAUGGCUGCUUCCCCUCUCCAUCUGCCCCUUCCAUCUGCCCCUUCCAUCUGCCCCUUCCAUUGCCCCUCCAUUUCUCAAACCCACACGCUCGAGUCAAUGGCCGCCUCGCCACCCUCCCUCGCACUCAAGGCCGCUCUCCCCUCGCUCUCCCCCGUCUCCCCCUCCUCCGCUUCAGCCCCCUCCCUCUCCCCCAUCUCCUCCUCCUCCUCUUCCCCCUCCCUCUCCCCCUCCUCCUCCCCCUCCUCCGCCGUUGCCUCCCUCUCCUCCUCCUCUCACACUCUCUCUGCCUUUCUUGCUUCCCUCAAGUCCCCUCGCUCCUCCCCUCAGCAGCAGCACGGAGUGGACGGAUUGGUCCGGGAGCUCGUCCUACAUGGCGCCAGUGAGGACUGGGCCCGAGGCUACAUCGCCGAAGCUCUGCUCCGGCCGAACGUGGCUGCACCCAAGCCUCUGGCUGUUGCCAUUGCAUCCGGGCCUCCCUCUCCCCGUGCUUCUGCUUCACACCACGAGUGUUCACAGCACGAGCUGCAGCAGUACGCACAGGCCAUCCGCAGUGCCUAUGUGGAUGCAUCCAUGAGUGCCUCUGAGCGCGAGGUCGGCACCAGCCUCUUUGUCGAGGAGCUGGCGGUGAUGGGGGCAAAGGAGGUGGAGCAGCGGGCGAGGGAGCUGGUGGCGAUGGGUGGCAAGGAGGUGGAGCAGUGGGCGAGGUCCUUUGUGGCUCAGUCGCUGGCCACAGAAGUGCGCAAGCGCAAGGUCGUGCGCGCUUAG
Closterium sp. Naga37s-1 is the source of this 2673-nucleotide messenger RNA. The record is from the annotation of a GenBank genome assembly. NCBI's taxonomy places the organism in Eukaryota, Viridiplantae, Streptophyta, Zygnematophyceae, Desmidiales, Closteriaceae.